Molecule: messenger RNA, 6987 nt
Organism: Ectocarpus siliculosus
Lineage: Eukaryota; Phaeophyceae; Ectocarpales; Ectocarpaceae
Source: the annotation of a GenBank genome assembly
AUGACUAUCCCUAAGCUGCUGCUGAACCUGAGGGAGAUCAUCCAGCGACCGGACGUGACCGCGCUGAGCCUCCUGUGGCGAGAAGGCGCGGGCCCCCUGGUGGACAGCGGCACCUCCCUUGACUCCCGGGGGCAGCUCGACACGGAGCAGAUGCAGCCGAUCAGCAGUCCCACCGCACGAGCGGCGGCCGCGGCCGCUUCCGCGGCGGGGGGCGGGGGAUCGAAGGGUUCCUUUACCUCCACGGCUAGCUCGCCGAUGAAGCGGGCCGACGAUUUCGCCUCGCCGUUAUCGCCGCCACCGCCGCCGCCGCCGCCGCCACCCGACGAGGACGACCCGGCGAUCGCCGCCGGUGACGCCACCGCCACGUCGACCGCGGCCGGCUGGACAUCGGCGCGCAAGGGCAUCGACAGCGAGCUAGCGCUGCUGUACCUGCUGGACGUGUCCGCCUUCCACCGGCUCGUGGCGGGGACGGAGCAGGGGGCGGCAGCGACUGGCCCAUCGUCCUUCGGGUCGCGGCGGAUGAAGUCGGUCGGCGCGCUGCAGGGCCUCGGGAGUUUCGUGUCUCGGAAGGUGUCCGGGUCCCGAGGGAGCGGCAGGCACCAGGACGGCGGUGUAGAUAGCGACGUCGGAGAUGGCGGCGGCGCCGGGAGCAGGCGCAGGGCAAGCUCGAGCAGUGGGGGGUUCGGGGAGCUCCCGGCGGGGAAGAUGGCCGAGCUCCGGCGACAGCGGGAGGCCGCCGGGGCGGCGUCCAACAUGAUGGGGGGGAGCUUCGGCAGCGGCAGCGCGCACUCGGUGCCGUCGCCGGCGGACAGCUGGGACAGCGCCGGGCACUGGGAUGAGAAGAAACAGUACCAGAUCCAGCUGGGAGAGGAGGCCGGCGACGGCAUCCCGGCGGCUAUCGACGGCAAGGCGCGGAAGAUUCUCGGCCUCCCGCCCCACCGCAGGGCCAGCGUGGGUGCAUCUGCCUCCGCCGGAUCCUCCCCAGCACCAGGGGCGCAUGGGGGGGGGGCGGGGAGACCGGGAGGGGCCGCGGGAGGGGCGGGGAGACCGGUAAGGGCGGCGGGAGGGGCGGGGAUGCCGCCACCGCCGCCUCCCAGCCGGUCAGGGUCGCUCCCCAAGAGAACACCGGUCCGCCCCGUGCAGGCGAGCCCGUCUCCGCUUCCUGUGCAGAAUCAACAGCACCACUUCCCAGGAGACGGCUCGGCCGCCGCCGGUUGGGGGCCGCCGCUACAGCCUGGGACAGGGGGUGCGGCGGCGGCGGCGGCGGGUGGGGCUGGUGGCCACGACGCGGUGCUGAGCACGCCCGAGACGGGGACAUCGAUGUCGCCCUUCGCCGGAGGUGGCGUCUACGGCGUCAUGUCAACGAGCUCCAGCGGCUCCGAGGACGGCGACGGCGGCGACGACGGUAGUAGUGGUUCGAGAAGGCGCAAGCGCGGCGGCGGCGACGGGGACGGCGGCGGUGAGAGCUGUGGCGGCGGUGACGGCGGCGGUAAAGCGUUCCGCUCGUCGAAGUCCAGCAGCAGCGGCGGCGGCAGCGGACAUCUCCCCCCCCGCGACGGGACAUCGAGGGCGGCGGCCAGGGCUGCCCGGAUGGAGGCGGACAAGCUGGCCGCGCUGCGCCACUUCGUCUCCGAGGCGAAGCUGGAGACCAAGGCCAGCCGGAGCGGCGGCGGCGGCGCUGCGGCGGUCGACGCUGCGGCGGAAGCGGCGACCCGCGGUCGUGGUCGUGCGAGGAGCGGGAGCGGUGGCGCGCAGCUGGUGGUGUGGAACGAUACGGAGGAGGAGGAUGCCCGGGCGGAGAUGGCCAGGAUAGAUCCGCCGCUCUUGCCCUCGGGAGAGCUCCUGCCGGAGGAUUCCAAGGCGUGGAAAUUGCUGGGUGCCGGGGGCAGCGGCAACGGGAAAGGCGUCGGCGGCGUCGGCGGCAGCGUCCGUUCUUUUUCGGGAUCCAGCCUGCCGAGCGCCCUGGUGGCCACUUCUAGGUCGGAGGAGUUCGACGUGGGCUCCCUCCGCAGCAAGCUCGCUCGACGCGGCGACAACAAGCUCUCCCCGAGCCCGUCGCCGCCGCUGCACCCCCGGCUGACCAUGGAAGGGUACGGGCGGACGGCGGACGGGCGCCCGCUCAGCCUCUCGCUCGCGUCCUUCGACAUCGGCGCCGGCACCGCGAGCAAGGUGGCGAAGCAGUGGGCGGCGUGCAACAGCGUCGUGCCCACCCCGCACGGGGGCACGACGCGGCGCGCCGACCCGCCCCUCAGCCCGGGCGUGCAGACGCCCCCGCCCCUGUCCCCGCCGGGCAUCUCCGACCUCGGCAGCGUCGUCGUCUUGGGCAACGACUCGAACAAGGCGCUGACCUUGACCAUGAGCGGCGCCAGCGGCGGCGGCGGCGACGCCGUCGAACACGACGGCAGACACGAGCAGAAAAACACCCUGCGUUCCCCGGUCAGCGCUCGCGGCGGCCCCCGGUCGCACUGGGCUAGCACCACCGCGGCGGAGGCGGAGGCGGCGGCGGCGGCGGUGUCUCCGCCGAGCUGGGGCGCGCGGAAGGGAUUCUCGUCGUCGGGGCACUCUCCCGCGUCGACGCCGAGGGCGGGCGGAAGCUCUAACACCACAGGAGGAGGCGGCGGCGGCGGCAGCAGCGGGUCGGUAGUGAUCAGGACUCCGGGCAGGCUGCCCCGCAGGCUGCACCAGGGCGUGAACAAGGUCAAGCGCGCGGUCGGAGUCGGCGAGUACAACCCCGGCAGCGGUCAAGUCAUGCCGGCGGGUGGCUCUGCCGCCGGCCCGCGCACCCCUCGCGGCGGCGGCGGCGGCAGCAGCGACGGUGGGUUCGACACUGGCGCCACCGCGUCGGUGCACGCGCCAUCUCCCCGCCGGGGGUUCCGCCGAACCGGUUCUGCAUCCGGGGCAGACGGCGAGAGCAGCAGCAACUGCGGCGGCGGCGGUACCGGUGGCGGCAACAACGGUCGGCCGCCCGCCCGGAGUCCUCGUGUGACCGUGACGCCGUCCUUUUCUUCCUCCGGCGAGGCGGAUCCGCCCCAGCGGCAGAUGGCGACGCUGCUGCCUCCCAGGAGCGGCGGCGGCAGCGGCGGUGGCCCGAGGCAGCAGCAGAGUACUGCGGCGUCGGCGUCGGCCGCGGCGGCGAACGCCGCGAUGGUCGCGAUGAAGAUGAUGGACUCGCCGAUGGGGGGAGGAGGGGCGCCGGGAGAGGGAAGCGGCGGCAGCGGCAGCAGCGGCGGCAGCGGCGACGCCGCCGGCGGGGGUGCAAUGUCUCUCCAGAAGAAGAAGCACAAACUUGAUCGCCUGGUCAAGCUGCUCGGCCCCGAGUUUCGGGAGGAGAUCUGGGAGUCCAUGUCCUCCAAGCAGGUCGCCGGCGGCGCGGCCACCACCGGGGACGGCGACGGGAACGACACUGGUGGCGGCGGUGGCGGCAGCCUCCUGGGAACGUCGACGCAGUCGACACCCGCGGCUAGCUCCUCUCUCUCUGGGUGGACGGUUGGCGGUGGCGGCACGCGCGGCGCCGUCGACGUCUCCCUGGACGGCAGCGUGCGCAGCGGGCAUGGCACCGGCAGCGGCCCCUCGGGGGUGAAGGCCGGCGGCAGCAAUAGGAGGUGGUCCAUGGAACACGGCCUCGGUGGCGGGGGCGGGAUGUGCAACGGCGGUGGCACGGGCGGCGUGCACUACGAACCGGGAGCCGGCCUCGGCAGCGGCAGCGGCGGUGGUGGGGGGUGCGGUGGAACCUUCGGAAAUUCCGGUGGCCUUGCUGCGGGCGGGGGCGGCAGCGUCGCGAAGGGCGGGAAGAUGACCAAGUUCCCGUACCAGAAGCGCCUUCGGGAGGGCCUCGACGCUGCCUACCAGAACCGCGGCAUGCUCUUCUGCCUCCAAGAGGCCCUCCUCUACGUCCGGGGCAAGGACCCCAUCUGUCCCGGGUACAGCCCGCGCUGGUGGCCCAGCAGCCCGGCUACUUCCCCCCAGAUCAGGGCGCCCCUCGUGGGGUCUUGGUUCGAGGGGCGGCGGGUUGGGGCCGCGUCGCUGCUGCCGUGGCAGAUGCGGCACAACCUGUUCGGGGAGGGCGCGCUGGCGAAUGGCGGCGGGGCUGGUGCCGGUUCGCCGUCGAGGGUGCGGGCCGACGGGACUCGGGUGCCCCCGAUGAUGGUCCUUCCGCUCUCGGCCGUCCAGAAGAGGCUGCCGGAUUUCGACGAAGGGUUGACGGUACCGGUGUCGGAAAUCCCGCGGAACGCCGUGGUGGUAUGGGUGAGCCACUACUGGGGGGGAACCCCGGCGCGGCCGGACGACCAGGGAAACACCAAGGCCAAGGCCAUCUACGAAGGCCUGGUGAACCUGGACCGAGGCGACGUGUACGUCUGGGUGGACGUGUCCUGCCUGCCCCAGAGCGCCCAGCAGCCGGCCGGCGGCGGCGGCGGCGACGCAGCGGUGCCGACGACUCCAAGGGGGAAGGCGGUGGCGGAGGCGGUGGCGUUCUCGAGCUCGGGGCGGUCUCAGACGGAGGUCGAGGCCCUGGAAGAGGUGGGACAGCGAGCCAGAACCAUAAGGGCCCUGCCGCUGUUCCUUCUCUGCUGCGACUACUUCCUUUCUGUCGACGAUCGCGAGCCGAUCUACACACGCAGCCCUUGGACCCGGCUGGAGCGAGCCGCUCUUCGCGAGGUCCUCACGCUUACCAGCGGGGGUGGGGCCACGAAGACGACCCGAGCCGGUCACCCGAGGAUGCUGCGCAUGUUGAGAGACGAGACGGCCUCGUUCAUGGACCUUCCCAAGCGGUCCACCACGGUGGUAUCCCACAUGAACAACCUGUCGAUGCUGCCCAAGCUGGAGGCGCUGCCGCCGUUCGGUCCCGGCAGCAAGUCGGCCGCUUCGGGCAUCUGGGCGUCGGACGUGCCGGCGAUGCAGCGCUCUUUCCAGCUCCUUGAUGGGUUGUCCUUGGGACAAGGGAAGGAAAACGCGAGAGAAGCUGCGGCAGCAGGGGUAGCGGCCGGUCGCGCGUCACCCCCGGCUGGCAAGGCCGGGCACGGCCAGACGAAGGUGCCGAGCGUGGGGACAAGGUACGGCCUUGAUCCCCCUUCGCCUGCGGCGAGCCCCACUGGCACCGGCGCCAGCGAGGACCUCGACGUCGACGUGAACAGGAGGAACGUGUCGGCGGCGAUGAGGACGGCGUUCAAGGCGGGCUCUGCGCGCGCCAACAGCAAUAACUACGACAACAAGCCGGUCUUCUCCGCCUCGUCGGUCGACCACCCCAACAAGGGCACAGUCGUCGCUCCCCCCGUCACUGUCCCGAGGGCGACCUCGGCAAACGCUGUGGAUGCGGCAGCCGCGGCCACGCUUGGCGGCGUCGCGGCCGCGAGAGAACGCAUCAUCGCGGGCGGCGGGCGCAAGCCCUUCGCGGGCGGCAGCGCGACUUCGGAGAGCGGAGAAUUCGACUCCGACUCGUCUUCGGCGAGCGGCGGUGGCCGUGGCGGCGGCGGCGGCGUUGGCACCCGGAGCGGUGGCCGUCAGUGGCGGAGGCGAAGGCCGUCUUCGAGGCGCGGUUCGUCCCGCUACGACGACGACGACAGCAGCAGCUUGAGCAGCCGCUCCGGCAGCGGCCCCGUCCGGAUGAAACCCCGCAAGUCCGCGCGUCCCCUGGCCGCCGACGCUCCCUCGCCGUCGCCGUUCGUCGCCGCUUCCGGGGCCACCGUUACCGGCGGCGGAAAUAGUUCUGAGCCUGGUGUUGGUGUUGCGCUACGACCCGCGGGCGGUAUUUGGGGCUUCCCUUAUUCGUCCUCCUCCUCCGACGUAAAGAUCGGUGGCGAGAUUAGUGCCGGUUCUUCGGCCGGCGGCGGCGGGCCCGGGGCGAAGAGUCUCGCCGCUCUGGCGGGACUGGCGGCGGACGAGAAGGAUGGCGACGGCGACGAGGAGGACACGGGGAGCGGGGGCGAGGAUGAAGUGGGGGGCGUGAUCGUCGUGGAGGAUAAGCGGGCGACCGGGCUACUGAACGACGCCGCGGUCACCACGGUUACGGCGGCGGCGGCGGCGGGAGAGGUUGAGUUCGACCAUCUCCCUAUGCUGGUGACCCCUACGCACCGAGAAAGGGCCCUCCUCGGGAGCGGCGAGAUCGGGGCUCGCAUGGGCGCAGGGGGCAACAACCUACACCUGCCGGCCAAGGGCGCUAAGGGAAGACCGCCCCCGUCGUACUCGUCGGUGGUCCCGAUCACGGCGGGCGGCGGCGCCGUGACCGGCAUCGUUGCCCGAGAGACUGCCGUAGACCACCAGAAAUUCUACCGGAGGUAUGGCGGGGUUGGCUGAGGGCGUACGCGAGAUGUUGCGUGUAAUGAGUCGAUCUCGUCGGACAUUUGUCGUUGGCGCCCCUCCCUGUAAUUUGUGUAGUAUUUCUGGGUUGGUCAACGUUUUAUUAUGAACAAGCUUGCUUUUGCAGUGCACCUCGGGAUGAAAGGGGGCUGCUGCCGAACCAAGUUGCGAAUCGGUACACACGUUUUCCACGACAUGUUUUCAUAGAUGACCAGAGGGGGGCAAAAAGCCUCCGCUCGGUUGGUUUUGUCGUGGGCGUGAGCCAGAGACCAGCGUUUACUCGAUUCUUCUUCUGACGGCGAUCACUGCUUCAGUAGGCACCCCUCUCAGCUUGUGAUUCUUCUAUGUCUGUUGAUGCCAUACGUGAUGCGUAUCCGAUUGUUGUGGUUGUAUUUGGUCUGAUGUUUCACACAUUCGUCGGUUGCUUUCGGUAUUGUGCCCGGUGGUUCGCUGUGGGCGGUACGGAUGGGCCGGGCCGGGCCGGGCCCUGUCUUGUUCUAUGGUACUGUGGACACCUACAAGAGCAGCAAGAAUUGGUGUACGGACCCGGCCUACUCUUUUGCUCUGGUCAGUUGUCCCGCACAUUUAUUUUCUACAAUAUCCCUUCGCAAGUUUGACGGUAUGUCCCGACGGUUGUUGGGCGCUUCUAAGCGGCGUUCUUGUUCUGUUCUUUUCGGUGGUGGCUGCGUGCUC